Cordyceps militaris CM01 is the source of this 843-nucleotide messenger RNA. RefSeq names its product FRG1-like family protein. The record is from RefSeq and is a predicted model, not a curated record. Gene Ontology annotation, molecular function: actin filament binding. Gene Ontology annotation, cellular component: catalytic step 2 spliceosome; nucleolus; striated muscle dense body. Lineage: Eukaryota; Fungi; Ascomycota; Sordariomycetes; Hypocreales; Cordycipitaceae. The transcript has 2 exons. Bases 1 to 843 code for a protein of 280 amino acids.
AUGGUCAAGCCGCUGUCCUUCAAGGGCGACAAGCCCAAGAAGCGCAAGCGCGCGCGCGCCGCCGCCGCCACCACCGACGACGACGACGACAGCAAGGACGGCUCCUCGAGCAAGCAGCUGCGCUCGACAACGGCCUCCGCCGCCGCCGAGCCUAUUGCCGACGACGACACCUGGGUCGCGGCCGACGCGCCGUCCGACGUCUCCGGCCCCGUCAUGUUUGUGCUGCCGACCGAGCCCCCCGCGGCGCUGGCCUGCGACGCGGCCGGCAAGGUCUACAUCCUGCCCAUCGAGAACAUGGUCGACGCGAACCCGGCGACGGCGGAACCACACGACGUCCGCCAGGUCUGGGUCGCGAACCGCAUCGCGGGCACGGAGCACUUUCGCUUCAAGGGCCACCACGGACGAUAUCUCGCCUGCGACAGGAUUGGCCUGCUCUCCGCGCACUCGGAAGCCGUCUCGCCGCUCGAGACGUUUGCCCUCGUCGCCACCGCCGACACGCCGGGUACAUUUCAGGUGCAGACGCUGCGCGACACGCUCCUCUGCGUCACGUCGACGACGGGGGCUGCUUCUGCCACGCGCGACGAGGUCCGCGGCGACGCCGACACCAUCUCCUUUGCCACGACCCUGCGCAUCCGCAUGCAGGCCCGCUUCAAGCCCCGGAUCAAGGCGUCCAAGGAGGAAAAGGCCCUUGCCAAGAUCAGCCGGCGCGAGCUCGAGGAGGCUGUCGGCCGCCGCCUCGACGAUGACGAGGUCAGGAAGCUGAAGCGGGCGCGCCGCGAAGGCGACUAUCACGAGACGCUGCUCGACGUCAAAGUCAAGAGCAAGCACGACAAGUUUAGCUGA